AUGGGGGAAUGGUCGAAUGAUCAAACCAAUGGAAGAGGAAUUCGUACAUUUCCAGAUGGUAGUCGAUAUGAAGGAAUGGAAAAAAAUGGAAAGAGACAUGGGUCCGGUACAUAUUAUUUUGCUAAUGGAAAUAUUUAUGACGGAGAAUGGAUUGAUGAUAAACAGGACGGAAUAGGAACAUUUACAAUGCCAAACGGUAAUCAAUAUCGUGGACAUUUUGAAGACAAUUUAAGACAUGGUUAUGGUAAAAUGAAAUAUGCCGAUGGCAAAAUUAAAGAAGGAUAUUGGGAACACGAUAAAUUUAUCGAUCAAUCUUACAAUGGAAGUGUUUGUGCUGUAAUUUAA
Rotaria sp. Silwood2 is the source of this 345-nucleotide messenger RNA. NCBI's taxonomy places the organism in Eukaryota, Metazoa, Rotifera, Eurotatoria, Philodinida, Philodinidae. The record is from the annotation of a GenBank genome assembly.